Messenger RNA from Parasteatoda tepidariorum (common house spider), 6907 nucleotides. It is a transcript of the gene Nt5a, whose product is annotated as 5' nucleotidase A. Gene Ontology annotation, molecular function: 5'-nucleotidase activity. The record is from RefSeq and is a predicted model, not a curated record. NCBI's taxonomy places the organism in Eukaryota, Metazoa, Arthropoda, Arachnida, Araneae, Theridiidae.
AUUAGAAAGGUCCCAUUAAAGGUCGUUAUCAGCGAGGAACAACUAAACAUAUACUAUUGUAAAUCAACCCGAAACAAAAUGCGAAUUUGUUGUGACGUCUGCUCUCACUUUAAACUUUAUUAAUUAACGCUUUCAUUAUGACUGAUGAAACUCGAACAUUAAGGUGUAAUAUUAAUUAAGCAAAGAAUAUGAUAACUUUCAUUUCAGUUCGAUUCAAUUCUUGGAGGUGGAUUAAAGCAGUUUCCCGGGCGCAGUCAACCAAACCUAUUCAAGCUCAAAGAAUGUAUCCACAAGAGUUCUCUUUUGAAAACUACGAGUGCAUAGGUUUCGAUUUGGAUCACACCAUAUGCAGAUAUAAGCUGCAGAAUUUGUUCACACUCAUCUAUAAGAGCCUAGCAUCUUACCUUAUUGAGACUUAUGAUUAUCCCAAAGAACUUGCUGAAGUCAGCGAAUCAGAUUUCUCCUUCGCACAGAAAGGCAUCAUUCUGGAUAAAAGAAGAGGGAAUUUCUUGAAAUUAGACUGCCAGUACAGAAUUGUGCAAGCAACCCACGGUACUCGUCUGCUCGCUCAAGAGGAAAUAUAUGCCAUAUAUGGUCCCAACAGGAUCUGGGAAGAAACUAAAGGUAUUCCCCACAAACUAGUCAUGUUAAAUGCCCUUAAUGAGCCUUUCUACGUUUUCAAAGACUACUUCGUGACACCGGGUGCUGCCAUUUGCGCCAAACUUGUCGAUUUUCUUGAUCAAAAUCAUGGUCGCUGUUUGAGUGAGUAUAAUUUCUGGGAUCAGUAUAUUGAAGGAAUCCUCUACUUGUAUGAAAGAGAAAAUUUCAAAGAGAACAAAGGGAAUUAUUUUCCGGAACUUAAAACCCAUCCUGAAUUGUAUUUUCGACCCUGCUCAGAAAAUGUGAAGAACUGGUUGAGCAAUCUACGCCAAAAUAAAGUGACCAUUCUGUUAACUAGUGCCAAUUACGAUGCUGCUCAGUUCGCUGCCGAAUAUUGUCUUGGCAAAGAUUGGAAGAAGUACUUCCACAUUAUUAUCACCUUUGCUCGCAAGCCAGGCUUCUUUUGGAGAGAUAAGCCAUUUUGUAUUGUGUCCAAUGAGGAUGAAAUAGAAGGUGUUAAACCAGAAGAUAUGAAGUCAGGGUUGAUUUACACCCAGGGUAAUUUUAAGAAACUUCUUGAAGUAUGUGUUAAACUAAGCAAAUCGGAGAAUCCGAGAGUGGCCUAUAUUGGCGAUUCUCUAAUGGAAGAUGUCUAUGCCCCUUCAGAACUUACUGAUAAUUGCGAUACAAUCGCCAUUGUUGAUGAAAUGCUGGCAGAAGAAAUGGGUAACGCUUCAGCUUUGCAUGAUGAGAGGCAAUUUUUGUUUUCUAACUUCUGGGGUUCCUUUUUCAGUUACAAAACGAAGAAUGGGAACAAUAACGGAAAUCACAGUUUAUGGACGCAUUUACUGUCUCAACACAGUAAAUUAACAAUCCCUAGCCUGGAUUCUGUUGCUAAAUUUCAGAUAAGUGACAAGAUACCUUGCUUCGGUGUUAAAAACUCUUCAUUUUCUGGAUUUUUUCCCGGUAUACCUGAAUCCCUCUGUUCUGGCUCAAUUGAGAAAGAAAAUAAUUCACAACUUGGCGAAUCGUCAACUCGCGAAAGGAAGAUCUCUCUCCACUCAGGUCUGCCAGGGAUCAUUUGAUAAAGGCUUUUAGUUAGAGUAUAUGGUUAUUACCUAUAUGUGAAAGAUGUAGGGCGUUCCUUUCUCCCUAUCUUUGUCCACUUUUUAGCGUGUUGAGUUUUCUCUCCAAGCAAAAAAAAUAUAUGAUUACGAUCCAAUCAUCGCAAUAAUCCUUAUAAAUAAAAUCAAUGCUUAAUGAUAAUUACUGAAAACUAAAGUAGUUAUUUGUUUUAGUUUUAAGGUAUUGAAUUCAUGUGAUUGGAAGUUUAAAAGUAUAAAUACAGUUUUUUGGGUUCUAAUUUUGAAAUUGUACUAAUAUAAUGAAAAUAAAUUUCGGUGGAAUUCGCUGUAAUUUGCUUCAAUAUAGGGCAAGUCAUGUUCUUUAUACAUUUGAAUUAAAAAGAUGACUUGGACUACUUGAAAAGUUCAGAAACACACAAUUUCAGAGUUAUAACGACUUAGAAACGAUAACUGAUAAUAUUUAAUCGUUAUACCUCAAAAACUUAUUUUUCGUCAGUGCUAUGCUUAAUUAGAAUGGGUGAGUUUUAAAACACGAAGCCGGUGUAGCGCGAUCCGAAAUAUAACUUUCAAAUUGUAAAUAUUCGCUUUUCAUCUUGAAAGACUAAAAUUAUCCACUGCAUAAUUUUCUCGUGAUGCCAUAAUUUUUAAUUUGGAGGAAAUUUUGUUUUCCAAUAUUUAAAGUAAUUCUGCAAGAAAAUACUUCAAACUAUAACAGUGCGAAUUAAAAAAAAAAUAAAGCGCGUAAUAUUAUUUUAUUCAUAAUUUUUAAAAAAUUUAGGAAAAAUUACCGCUGGAAUGGGUUUACCUAAAUUUCACCAAUCAGAUUAUCAAUUACCAAAUGCAUAUUUCAUAUGAAUUUUUAUAUUAAUUUAAAAGUUGCUAUAAAAAUUCCGCGUUGACAUAUAUUUUUCAUUCCAAAAAAAAUUUUCAAAUAUUAUAAUUAACUCUAAAUCGUUUAUUUAUUUUAAAAGAUGAACAUGGGGUAUCUCUACUCUCUGACGUUUGAACCAAUUGUACUUUUCAUACUACAACGAUUUUAACAAUUUGGAGUUAGUUCCACUGGCGGCGUGUCACAGAACUCACCCUAAGAUGUUAUUAAAUUUUUUCGCUCCACAUUAUAAAUUCAAUUUGCCUAAAAUAUAAAGAUUCUCCAUUUAAGUUCACUUAAAUAGCUAUAAGUGCUAUUACUUUUAGCUAAGUAAUGAUAACUUUCGUCAGUUACCUUCUUGUUGACUAGUAAAUAGCUGUAAAUCACGAUCGAUCCAUCUUCAGCUGCGAUUUCGGUAAGCCUACACGUACACAGUGUUUCUCUCGUGGUGGGCAGACUGAAUAGUUAAUCUCUGCUUAUUUCUUUUGCAUAUAGGUAUAUUUAUGUGCCACUAAUGAACCACUCCCUUGUAACUUACCUAUAUUUCAAAGUUUUUAGUUUUAGAAUGGAACUGUUUUUAAAUGUGAAGACUUUUUUUUCGAUAGUGAUGAAUGAGCGAUGAGUGUUUUAAGACUGUGAUAAGUGCUAAAGAUAUAUUAUCUUUCUAUAAGGUUGUUGUCACAAUAUACGGCUGGAAAUGGAGUUCUCUCAUAUAGAGUGUUUGUUUUAGAAAAAAUUUAUAACGUGUUACCUGUGCUCAAACUGCGUCAAAUGCUGUGGAAUAGCAAUAAAAAUCCGAAUAUUUUGAAGUCUGAAAAAGAAGAUAUUGUAUCAAUAUUUUUUUUUCUUUUUGCAUUUAAGCAAUUUUGUUCUUUAAAUACAUUCUUGGGUGAUAAUCACCAUUAUAAGUUAUAGGCUGCUUGUACAAUUAAUAUUCUUGAACUUACAACUCCUACAUAACCAUUUUAUUGUUUUUACACACAAAAUAAAUAGGAGUAUUGAUAAAUUUGUUUUUUUAAAGUUUUUGUUUUAAGAGAAAAAAGGAUGUUUUUUUUUCAUAAAUCCUCAAGUUUUUUUUGUUCAAUUACUGUAUGUAUUUAUUAAUAUUAGGGGCAAACUACUAAAGCGUAUUCAUUUGAAAGGCUUGGGGUGAUAUAGUAAUAAACCACAUUUUUCAAAGGUGAUUUUUUUUUUUUUUACACCAGAAUCUUUUUUAGUAUUGUUUUUCUUGACAGAUAAUUCGUAAGUUUUUGGAAUUUUCCUUUGAUAACAGCACAGUACAUGGAGACUAACUUGGAUCUUCGGGAUAGGACAAAAAUAAUCUUUUAAAUAAUUUUAAAAUGUGGUUUAUUAUCAUUACAUUACUUCAAGACCUUCAUUUUUUUUAAAAAAAAUUGUUUAGCAAAGAUGUAAAUUUACCACUUUCUACUUUUUCUUUGGAAAAAAUGGAAUUAAAAAUAUUCAGUAAUUAAAGUUGAUAAUUUUUUACAUGAGGAUUAAAAAAAUUUGCUUAUUAUUUUACAUUUAUUUAUUCCUGAAAUGUUUUUCCUCAACCUUUAAAAGAGAUUCAAAAACAAUUUGCUCAAUUAAUAAUAACAUAGCUGCCAACUCUACAGGAUUUUGCCAGUUUCUACUGGUUUAAUUAAAAUUCUCCUAAUUUUAGAAAACUCCCUAAAAUUGAGUAAGUUUCCUAAAAAAAUCCCUAUUGAAAUGGAAUUUUUGCGCAGAUUAUUGCUUGCUCAAAUAAAGUGUCACUGAUACAUAAUGAAGUGAGCCUCAUUUAUAACAUUCAGUGAUCUAUUUUUGAUGAAUUAAAUGCCUAUUACUAUUCUAAAUUAUGAAUAAACAUAAUACAUAACAUUUCAAGGUCUUUUAAUGUCAUCCUAACUAGAAAAUAGAUCAUAGCUGGAAAAUAUUGCAGUUUUUCUAUUUUGAUGUCUAUAAAAAUUCCCUAUGUGUAAAGUAUUUAAUAUAUUUUGCAACAAUUAACAUGAAAUUUAUGUUAUUUCAUUAAGUCUGCCGGGUUUCUUCCUAUCUGCAAUGGCAACUGUGAUAAUAAUAUAUAUCGAAAGAUUAUCUCUAAAAUUAUGGAGAUACUUUGCUCUCAAUAUGUCUUAAUUGAAAAAAAAUACUUUUUAAUUAUUUUUUUGGGUUGUUUCAGGGACUAAAAAAUAAUUAUGACUGUUUUUUAAUUAUUCUUUUUCAGUGGUAGUGAACUAAAGCAAAUUUUUUUGAAAAAAGAAAAAAAAAUAUUAUAACUUAAAAUUUUAUAUGACCUUAUAUAUGUCCGUUGAAAUAAUUUGUCUUUAGUGGUGUACAAAAUUCUAAUUUAUUAAAAUAUAAAUAUCACAAGGAAAAAAUAUUUUCUGAAAUUGCAGAGAAUCUGUCGUGGUUGGAGUCCCUGAUUUUUACUAAGAUGUUCUUUCAUAUGUUGGACUGAAUUGUUAAAUAAUUAAUGUGAGGGUACAUUAAUUAUUAAUUGUUAAAUAAUUAUUGUGAAAAUUCAUGAUAUAAUUAAUGUGAGGGUACAGUGUUAGAGACUAUACCAGGUGCUAAAUGAAAGAAGCUUUCAAACUGUGGUAAAAAAAAAAAUAUUUCAUUGCCUUUUAAAAAUUAGGAGUUCGCCAUAUUUUUUGCUACCAUUACAUCGAAUUUGAGUUUUUAUUUCUAUAUACUGCUUUGAAAAUUAUGAUCCUACUGUUAUUGGGAAAGUGAAUUUAAAAAAAUAAUCCCACAUUUCGAUUAGAGUAAAUGGUGUUCUACAUAUGAAUUUUUAUUUUUACAAUUCCUUUAAAAAAAUAAUUGAGCUCUUCGUAGUCUAAAAUUUUUAAUCUUCUUUCUUAAUGUAAAAUAAUCUAAUGCUAUUACAAUUUAAGUGUACUUGGCAGUCUCAGAGAUAUUUAACUUUUAAAAAACAAAUUAGAAAUGAAUUUGUUUUAUUACCAGUUUUUUCUCUUUUUCCAUCACUGUUUUAACAAACAGUCCUGCAUAAAUGUUAAAUGUUUUAUAGUAUAUUGAAAGAAUAAUUUUAGGUAGUUUUAGCACGCUUAAUGUUAAUAUUUUAAAAUAGAGUUAGGUUGUUUUAAAUUUAAAACGGCUUCAUAUGUAAAACGAAUCUUCUAGACCUGAUCUUUUUAAACUUUAAAUCGCGAAUUUGAAUGAGGUAGCGAGGUAUAUUUUAGCAUCUUGCACUUAAACAAAGUGAUACAGUUCAGCCGUUACAAAUUCGGAGGAAGGGCAAGACACAUCUUAAAUAUUGAUAAUUGCUUGUGGAGAUGUUUUCAGUACGAAAAUGCCAUCCUUCGGCGACAUAGAAAACUUAUUAUGUGCUGGCAGUUAAUUUUAUUUAUUUAUUUUUAAUUUUAUUUAUUUAUUUUUAAUUUUAUUUAUUUAUUUUUAAGUUUUCCUAAUUUUAUAUUUUAAAGUCUCGAACAUAGCUCUCAAAUAUUCCUAGAAAUAGCCAUUUUAUUAAUAUUUAACCAUGUGGCUUACAAAUUGGCUGAACUUUACAAGUUACUCACCAAAUCAAUAAAUUAUAAUAAAGCAUCUAUUUUGGGGCUCAUUUAAAAGGGGUUUUCCCCUGCUAUCCAUUAAUAUUGGACUUAGUUCGUAAAGAUCCGAUUAUUGGAACAAAAGUUAUUCAUGUUAAUAAAAAUAAAUUUUCUCCUUGUGCUUUAUACUAAAAAUGUUUUCGUAUCAGAAAAAUCGAUAAUUGUCUCGAUAUUAAAGUUUAAGAAGCCAUGUUCUGGUCUGGGGAAUUUGUAUUGCUACAAUAUUAUUAUAAAUAUUCAUUCUGCAGUUCUUAAAUAAUAAUGAUAUUUUAUUGCAUAACUAGAAGAAUGUUUUUGUAAAAUUGGAAUCUCUUGCUUUUCAAAAUAUGCCUAAAACGGCAAAAGUUAUUUACUAAACACAUUUUCCCACUAAAACCCGUCUUAUUUAAUGAUUUUGCAAAAAAAGAAAAUCAUAAGUUCUAAACACAUUUUUUUUAAACACAAUAUGCUCUAAAACCUAAGCUUUUCAUUUUUUAUCAGAAUGUUAUUUAUUAGUAUACCUGCUCCAACUAAGCGCUUCAAAUAUGAGAUUAGAGUUUAAAGAACAAUUUCAUCUACUGUUAAGAUGUUAAAAUUAUUACAUGUUUUAUUUAUUUCGUAGUAUGUUUACUUUUGAUGAAUCUGUUAAUAAUUGUUAGGGUAUAUGUAGUUAGUAUCUUCAUCCUAAUGUGUUCAUCACUGAGGAACUCCUAAAAAAGUCUUCCAAUAUAUGUAUUUAUUUUUUUACCUGCCUUAUCUACAUGCUUUUGGCAUUUUUAUUUAACUUUGAAAAUGUAUGUAAAUAAAUAGAUUAUUUAUCCUCA